UACGCUGGUAUAAGAGCAUGCAGACAAUGGGACAGGUACAUACGGCCUGUUAACCGAUGCGUGAGCCCCCCGUGCGAGCAACGUGAUAGCCAUCGCGCGUGCAACUAUGCGUCUAAUUUGGAUUUUGGCCGCAAAGAAGAGACGCCUCGCGAAAAGAGGGCUACUAUACCAGACAAUCCCGGCUGUACGAGAGAACAUGCAUGUGACUGUGCUGAGCGCGCGACAGCGGCGGCGGGGACCUUCGAUUCGAUUGCGAAUCUUCAGGAAGUCGAGCGCGAGCAGGCCGUCCGGCAGAAUGCACGACGGAAACGACGGAGACCCUCCACGGAACUUGCAGCCGAACAUGAUCAUUGUAACCGAGAAAUAAAUGAGAAAAGCGCGCCAAGACACAGGGGAGAAAAAUCAGAAGAAGUCGGUGAUCGCGUUGCUCUGGACGGAGAAACGUGCCCGAACACUUCUGACGCUGCAAGGCAACGAAAUAACAAUUAUGUACAGAGAACUGAUUUAACAUGGCUCCAAUAUACCCGCUACAGACCACCGAAGUUACCCAGGAGAUCCUAUGUCGAGAAACGAAGGAAGCGGCGAGCGGGUGAUCAUCCUCGCAUUCCGUUCUCUUCGGCUCAACUGCAGGUGUUGGAGGAUAGGUACAGAAGGGGAGCUUAUCUAUCCAGGAACGACGUCAUCGAGAUAUCCGCGAUAUUGAGACUGCCGCAGAGCAAAGUAAAAAUUUGGUUUCAAAAUCGUCGAGCAAGGCAACGACGCGAAUCACUGAACUCCACCGUAGUGACAUGAUAAUGCAACAUGCUGUACAUUUUGUAACAGAUUUUAAAAUCUUAAUACAGAAGAAUUUUACUACAAGUUAAUGUACUCAGGGAGUCGAAUCAGAAUUAUUUUAAAGUGGCUUGACCGCAUCGAGAUUUUGUAUCCUCAACGUGUGUGUAUGAAUAAACUUUUUAUGAUUAUUUAUUA
Odontomachus brunneus is the source of this 969-nucleotide messenger RNA. Its product is annotated as homeobox protein engrailed-2b. The annotation marks the transcript as partial. Gene Ontology annotation, biological process: regulation of transcription by RNA polymerase II; embryonic morphogenesis. Lineage: Eukaryota; Metazoa; Arthropoda; Insecta; Hymenoptera; Formicidae. The transcript is spliced from 3 exons. Gene Ontology annotation, cellular component: nucleus. Gene Ontology annotation, molecular function: RNA polymerase II transcription regulatory region sequence-specific DNA binding; DNA-binding transcription factor activity, RNA polymerase II-specific. The record is from RefSeq and is a predicted model, not a curated record.